UGCCUGUGCGAGGAUAUGAAACGGAUCUCCCCCGUUCGACCUUUCACCCCUAGCCGUGCCGUGGCGUCCAUGCUGCCUGGUUGUGGGUCCCGUGUGCUGCUAAACUUGCUGGUCCCUGCGAAACCCCUCAGGUUCCCUCCUCUCCGCUUUCCGUCAAGACUUCUUGGGACCAUGGCGUACCAAACCAUCGAGAGAGGUGCACCCAACACCCUGGACUAUCGGAUUUAUUUCAAGGGACCUGAGGGACCAGUCUCACCAUUUCAUGACAUACCGCUCUUCUCAAACUCUGAGAACAAGACCUUCAACAUGGUGGUAGAGGUGCCUCGCUGGACUAAUGCCAAGAUGGAGAUUGCCACCAAGGAGAAACUGAACCCCAUCAAACAGGAUGUGAAGAAGGGGAAGCUGCGUUAUGUGGCGAACUGCUUCCCACAUAAAGGUUACAUCUGGAACUAUGGAGCUCUACCACAGACAUGGGAAGACCCAAACUGUAAGGAUGAGUCCACUCAGUGUAUGGGAGACAAUGAUCCAAUAGACGUCUGUGAAAUUGGUCAUAGGGUCAAGAGAAGAGGAGAAAUUGUGCAGGUCAAAGUCUUGGGAACUCUGGCACUCAUAGAUGAAGGUGAGACGGACUGGAAGCUGAUAGCCGUGGAUGUGGAGGACCCAAUGGCUAAAGAAAUGGACGAUAUACAAGAUGUUGAGAAGAAGUUCCCAGGACUGCUUUCAGCCACAGUUGAGUGGUUCAAGAUCUACAAAAUGCCCGAUGGAAAGCCGCCAAAUACAUUUGCUUUCAAUGACGAGUCCAAGAACAGGGACUUUGCUCAUAAAAUCAUAGAAGAGACACACCAACACUGGAAGGCUCUUGUGAACAAAACUGUCAAGGACACCAAAGGCCUCGCAAUAGCCAAUGUGUCUGUUGAAGGCAGUGCAGAAAAACUGUCUGCUGCAGAUGCCCAAGCUACUAUUGAUGCCAGUCCAGAACCAAAACCUGCUGAAGAAAUAGAUGCUGCAAAAAUUGACAAGUGGUACUACAUUGACUUGAAGAACAAGUCCGUUCUGUAAACAAGAAGUCAUGAACCUACAAGAACAUCCCUGACUUUCCCUGAUGUCAUCUUGUUCGUAUUUCAAGCUGCCGCUUUUUAAGAUCAAAGUAUUUUUUGUCCGAAUUGAGUCAACUGUACUGUCACAUUCUCUGCCCUUGCUGUAAAUCUGUAUCCCCGAUGUUGUCGCGCCGCAUUUGGUUUGUCUAGUGUCAUUAUCAAUUUGAAACACACAGUAACAUAACAAACAGUCAUAAUGUACAUCAUUCUGUAAUAAAUAAAGUCUGAUUGUCCACAA
This is a messenger RNA of Branchiostoma floridae (Florida lancelet), 1335 nucleotides long. Its product is annotated as inorganic pyrophosphatase-like. The transcript has 12 exons. Bases 16 to 1059 code for a protein of 347 amino acids. Gene Ontology annotation, molecular function: inorganic diphosphate phosphatase activity; magnesium ion binding. Lineage: Eukaryota; Metazoa; Chordata; Leptocardii; Amphioxiformes; Branchiostomatidae. Gene Ontology annotation, biological process: phosphate-containing compound metabolic process. The record is from RefSeq and is a predicted model, not a curated record. Gene Ontology annotation, cellular component: cytoplasm.